Molecule: messenger RNA, 2628 nt
Organism: Closterium sp. Yama58-4
Lineage: Eukaryota; Viridiplantae; Streptophyta; Zygnematophyceae; Desmidiales; Closteriaceae
Source: the annotation of a GenBank genome assembly
AUGAAUCUGAGCAGACCAAGUAUUGAACUCGGGGCUUUUCCAUGUUUUCUGGUUGUCGCUGCUACCGUUUCUCUCCUGGGCUGUCUUCUGUCUCCGUGCUCUGCUGUCCAUCAUGUUGCACAACCAGCCGGAAGGCCCAACACGAAGCAGUACAUUGUGCACUUAACAUCGGUGCCGUCCGUGUUGUCCUAUCGGGGCGGAGUCAGCGGGCUGCGGGCCACAGCGACUGUGGAUGAUAACGAGGACGAGUAUGACGAGGAUGAAAAUGAGGAUAAUGAGGACAGUCAGGAGGAUGGUGGCUCUAUUGCUGGAGACAAGGCACCGAUGGCAAGUGGAGCCACGUCAGCAGUGCUGACGGUGCAGCAGCUGAGUGCACGUGCGGCGCGCAUCAUGCGCUCAACCCCGUGGGGACGACUCACGCGACCCGACGUGCGGUUACCACACGUCCAGGCCUUCACCCGCUUCCUGGAAGCUUCUCACCGCAGCCUGCUGCAGUCUCUCGGGAUCCCAUCCUCAGCCAUUUUCCACAGCUACACAUACCUGAUGAACAGCUUCGCAGCGCAGCUGACUGGUGCUGAGGUAAAGAAGCUGAAGAGGCACCCAGCAGUGGCAGAGGUGGAGAGAGACAGGACAGUGCGAGUGACCUCAGUGCACUCCCCUGAGUUUCUAAAGCUCGACUCGAGCCUGUGGCCCGCGAAUGGCGGGCAGAGCAACGCAGGAGAGGGAGUGAUCAUUGGAGUGAUCGACUCGGGGAUUUGGCCCGAAAAUCCCUCCUUCUCCAACCCUGACCCAAACGGAGUGCCUUACUCUUCUGUCCCCGUCCGCUGGAGAGGCGUGUGCAGCAAAACAGACGACUUCACAGCGUGCAACGGCAAGGUGGUUGGGGCGAGGUUCUUCAUAAAAGGGGCAGAGCGGAAUUUUGGCAAAAUAGACAUCUCAACUGAGUACCGGUCGGCACGGGACAUGCUGCAGCACGGCACGUGGUGUGCGGGUGUUAUGAAAAUUCCACACCUACUCCCUUCUUUCCCCUCCCACCCCUCGUUCCCCCUCAGGGGUGCUGCUGGCAACGCAGGUGUGGAGGUGACAACAGGCGGCCGAACCUUCGGCACAGCCUCGGGCAUGGCUCCCCGAGCCAGGCUGGCAGUGUACAAGGGGCUGUGGAUCGUUGGGGAGUAUGAAGGGGUGGGGUCCGGUUCUGACCUCAUAGCUGCUGCAGAGAAGGCGGUAGCUGACGGGGUGGAUGUCAUAUCAUGCUCGUGGGGGGGCCUUGCCAUGUACUUCCAAGACCUGCCCUACUUGAGAGGGCUUAAGGCCGGGGUGGUCACAGCCUUUGCAGCCGGCAACGAGGGUCGCCCCAACCCCAUGAGCAUAUGGGGCACUCUCUCGAGCGCCUCUCCCUUCUACCUCACAGUGGGAGCAAGCACCAUGGGUCGAAAGUACACGGCUGAGUUCACCCUGGGCGAUGGAACCACCUUCACAGGGUAUAGUCUCGGCGGCACCGCUGCCACGGCGUCACCUCUGCCUCUCAUGCUCGCCGGGGAUGCUGCGUCCCCUCCCGAAGCCACGGGCGCGGUGAGCUUCUUAUCUGGUUGGCAUGCUCGCUUAGUCAACGCUGCACCUUGUGCUCGCUUGGUCAACGCUGCACCUUGUGCUCGCUUGGUCAACGCUGCACCUUGUGCUCGCUUGGUCAACGCUGCACCUUGUGCUCGCUUGGUCAACGCUGCACCUUGUGCUCGCUUGGUCAACGCUGCACCUUGUGCUCGCUUAGAAACAGCUACCCGUUGUUGCUACUUGACUCAGCGCCGCCAUUUGUUGCUUGCUGAGAUGCCUCAGAUUCCAGAGAGGUAUGGCGCAAGCGUUGACGAAGUGCUUAUGUGGGCAGAUACGCUGGGAGCAGCUGCUAUACUCGUUAUAAGCGAGGCCGCGGAGUACGACGCGGCUCCUAUCUUCUCCUACUCGAAGACUCCCAGCAUUGUGUUGAGCCCAACAGCCACGCUUUCCGCCUUCACCGUCUCCCACUCCUCCAACGCCCCUCAGCUCGCUUACUUCUCCUCCACGGGUCCCCCACGCAGCCCAAUCUACCCUCCCGCACUUCUCAUGCGCGACUUUCCCACUAAUGACAUCCUUAAACCCGACAUCAUCGGUCCGGGGUACCAACUAUGGGCCGCAGCUCCCGGUAAGUCGCUUGAGACUGCUGCGACCGACCCGCCCGAGUUUAACUACUACUCCGGAACGUCAAUGUCGACGCCGCACUUGGCGGGGAUCAUGGCGCUGAUCGUGCAGAGCAAGCCGAGCUGGUCCCCGUCGCAAGUGAUUUCCGCGAUAACCACGACGGCGUAUACGAGGAAUGAAAACGGGCAGCCAAUUCAACGGGCAAAUGGAAAGAAGGCGAACGCGUGGGACUAUGGAGGAGGCCACGUGGAUCCCACGCGUGUCUUGGACCCUGGGCUCACGUUUCAUGCGGCGCACAAGCAUUUCGUGAAUUUCCUUAUGAUGAGGGACCCGAUAAGAACGAAGAAGCGAUUCUGGCGCAUGGGAAAGGCGCACCCGAUUUUUGCUUGGAACCUCAACCGCGCCUCGAUAGCGGUGACUCGACUGCACGGCGCUCUUGCCUUUGGAGGCAUUUAG